Messenger RNA from Penicillium daleae, 1257 nucleotides. Its product is annotated as M20 family metallopeptidase. Lineage: Eukaryota; Fungi; Ascomycota; Eurotiomycetes; Eurotiales; Aspergillaceae. Gene Ontology annotation, molecular function: dipeptidase activity. The record is from RefSeq and is a predicted model, not a curated record. The transcript has 5 exons. The coding region runs from base 1 to 1257 and encodes 418 amino acids.
AUGCAUGUUCCCGAGGCCCAGCGGCCCUUCCUGGACACUGUCCAAGAGGCACUUCGCCGUUAUGAUGCGCAGCUGAAAGAUAUCAACCAGAAGAUUUGGUCGAAUCCUGAACUUGCCUAUAAAGAAUACCAGGCUCACGACCACAUCUGCGAGCUGUUCAACGGCCUCCAAUCGAGUGGAUAUCAAGUUCGCCCCAAGGCAUAUGGCUUGGACACGGCUCUUGAGGUUGAGUUCACCCACGGAAGUGGUGGUCGUGUUGUUGUGUUCAAUGCAGAGUACGAUGCCCUGCCUGGCAUUGGCCAUGCUUGUGGCCACAAUUUGAUCGCGACCAGCUCUAUCGCUGCAUUCAUUGCUACUUGCGAGGCAAUGAAGGCACAGGCACAGUCUUCUAGCAUCCCAGGAUUCGCUGUCCGCUUGCUGGGUACUCCUGCAGAGGAAUCUGGCGGUGGUAAGGUGAAGCUGAUCGAAGCGGGCGCCUACGAAAACGUAGAUGCCUGUCUGAUGGUGCAUCCCGUGCCAAUGUCACCCAAUCGCCCGGAUGUGCAUGGUGUUGCGACCUCUGUCGAAGGAGGAUAUUUGGCCAAUAACAAGGUCAAGGUAACUUUCACUGGAAAGCCAUCCCACGCAGCAGCGGCACCCUGGGAGGGUAUCAAUGCCCUUGAUGCAGUGGUCUCAGCAUAUGUGAAUAUCUCACUGCUUCGACAGCAGAUUUUGCCCUCUCAGAAGAUCCACGGCGUCAUUGUAAAUGGAGGUGCUCGCCCGAAUAUUAUUCCUAUGUCCGCCUCGGUGGAUUACUAUAUCCGUUCUCCAACGAAGAAGACUCUGAAGCCUUUGACGGAGAAGGUUGUCAAUUGUUUUGAGGCUGCUGCCACGGCGACUGGGUGCAAAGUGGAAUACGAAUGGGGUGUUAGUUAUGAUGACCUGAAGAGCAAUAUACCUAUUUGCGAAAGUUACGUCUCAGCAAUGCGGGCAAUGGGUCACCACACUCUGUUCGAUAACUCCGAACAAAAAGGCGCGCUCGCUGGGGCUUCAACUGAUAUGGGCAACGUAUCAUACGUCAUACCGGGCUUCCACGGCGUGUUUUGUAUCCCAGCGAAAGGUGUCAACCAUACCCCAGAAUUCACAAGUGGGGCUGGUUCACCCGAGGGAUUCGAGAGGGCUAUCGCCUGUGCUGCCGGAAUGGCCGUUGUCGGAUGCCAAAUGCUGGUCGAUGACGAAUUUGCCGAGGCAGUGAAGAAGGACUUCCAGCGCGAGUGA